AUGGCCCAAAAGGCCAGCCCACCCAGCGAGUUACCCAAUGGCACCAUUUCCUGCGCUUGCUGGGACAUCUUGGUUUUCGACUGUCGUGUUAUUGCGAUGGGCGACCGUGAUUCGACUUGUUACGCUUGUGGGGAACCUGGUCAUUUUGCUCGUGAUUGCCCUCAGGGUGGUUCUGGUGGCCGCGGUCGUGGAGGCGGUCGGCGUAGUGGUUAUAGCGGUGGCUAUGGCGGCGGCGGUUAUGGAGGCUAUGGUGGUGGCGGUGGAGGCGGCUACCAGGAUGGAUGCUUCAAUUGCGGAGAGUCUGGCCACAUCGCACGCCAUUGUAAUGUCCUGAGAAAUCAGAACAAUGGUAGCGGCGGUGGUGGUGGUGGCGGUCGUAGCUGCUACAAUUGUGGUGAGGAGGGCCACAUCUCGCGGGAUUGCCCGCAAGGUGGUGGCGGAAAAGAUAAAGUGCAGUGCUACCGAUGCCGUGGCUUUGGUCACUUUUCUCGUGAGUGUACACAAGGUGGUGAAGGUCCUAUUUGUUACAAGUGCAAAGGAUACGGACACAUUGCCAGCCAGUCCCAAGAGGUUAUUGGAAGGCCGUACGUUGGCGUCCAGUUUUUGACUUCAGCUGUUCUGGUGUCCGUCGGUGGUGGGUUCAGUGAUGCGGUUAUUGUCUACCGAGAUUUCCAACCCGGCCGGACCGCUUGCGGCGCCGGCACUUCCCUUCUCAAUACAGCGGGAAUUGAGGCUGCCUGCACUUGGGCUGAGUGCGUGACUUGGCCGGGGCUGGUGCUAGUCGCAAAGUCGGCGCUUGUGCUCGUGUCCUCUGUCGGCAACUUCGUCUGUGUGGCUGUACCGUCAACCGCACUUUCAGUUGACCUUCUUGCGGCUGCUUAA
Echinococcus granulosus is the source of this 882-nucleotide messenger RNA. Its product is annotated as DNA-binding protein HEXBP. The transcript is spliced from 5 exons. Lineage: Eukaryota; Metazoa; Platyhelminthes; Cestoda; Cyclophyllidea; Taeniidae. Gene Ontology annotation, cellular component: cytoplasm. The record is from RefSeq and is a predicted model, not a curated record. Gene Ontology annotation, biological process: positive regulation of cytoplasmic translation. Gene Ontology annotation, molecular function: single-stranded RNA binding; translation regulator activity; zinc ion binding. The coding region runs from base 1 to 882 and encodes 293 amino acids.